Messenger RNA from Perca fluviatilis (European perch), 3839 nucleotides. Its product is annotated as microphthalmia-associated transcription factor-like. The record is from RefSeq and is a predicted model, not a curated record. Gene Ontology annotation, biological process: melanocyte differentiation; regulation of transcription by RNA polymerase II. The transcript is spliced from 10 exons. Gene Ontology annotation, molecular function: protein dimerization activity; RNA polymerase II cis-regulatory region sequence-specific DNA binding; DNA-binding transcription factor activity, RNA polymerase II-specific. Gene Ontology annotation, cellular component: nucleus. Lineage: Eukaryota; Metazoa; Chordata; Actinopteri; Perciformes; Percidae. Bases 132 to 1664 code for a protein of 510 amino acids.
GCUCCGGGUCGUGGACAGAGGUGGCUUGCGUUGACAGCGGCUGGCACUGAGCGAAGUACGGCGGUACAGAAUAUCGUCCGUUUGGGUUUCUUUUAGGGGUUUCACGUUUCCAAAAGUUGACAUCUGCAAGUAUGCAGUCUGAAUCGGGAAUAGUUCCCGACUUCGAGGUUGGAGAGGAGUUCAAAGAGGAACCUAAAACGUAUUACGAAUUGAAGAGUCAACCCUUGAAAAACAGCGGCCCGGCGGAGCAGCACAGCUCCUCCAAGCCCCCGCUGAGCUCCUCGGCCGUGACAUCACGCAUCCUGCUACGGCAGCAGCUGAUGCGGGAGCAGCUUCAGGAGCAGGAGAGGCGGGAGCAGCAGAGACAACAGGCCUCCCUGUACCCACAAACCACGGUGGCCCAGACCCCCGCCAUCAAUGUCAGCGUCCCCGCCACGUUAGCGCCUGCUGCCCAGGUGCCAAUGGAGGUGCUCAAGGUCCAGACUCAUCUGGAGAACCCAACCAAGUACCACAUCCAGCGCUCCCAGCAGCAGCAGGUGAAGCAGUACCUGGGAAAGCUUGGCUCUCAGGUGUUGAGCUUUCCCUGCCACAACCAGUCCUCUGACCACGGGGGCAUGCCGCCAGGGCCGGGCAACAGCGCCCCCAACAGCCCUAUGGCCUUACUGACCCUCAACACUAACUGCGAGAAAGAGAUGGAUGAUGUCAUUGAUGACAUUAUUAGUCUGGAGUCCAGUUACAGUGAUGAUAUCCUCAGCCUGAUGGACCCAGGACUUCAGAUGGCUAACACGAUCCCCUUGAAUGCCAACCUCAUGGACAUGUAUGGUAAUCAGAGUAUGUCCCAGCAAGGUCUACCCAUCAGCAACUCCUGCCCUGCCAACAUCAAAAGGGAAUACUCUGUUUCACAAUCCCCGACCAUCAUGCAUAUGAUGGAUAAGUCUGGUUCCUGCGGCAAAUUUGACAACUACCAAAGGCCUGAAGGGUUCCCUGUGGCAGAGGUAAGAGCAAUGGCAAAGGAAAGGCAGAAGAAGGAUAACCAUAAUUUGAUUGAGAGAAGACGACGGUUUAACAUCAAUGAUCGAAUUAAGGAAUUGGGCACUUUGAUUCCUAAAUCCAAUGACCCGGACAUGCGCUGGAACAAAGGCACCAUCCUGAAGGCAUCAGUGGACUACAUCAGGAAACUACAGCGGGAACAGCAGAGGGCCAAGGACCUGGAGACUCGCCAGAAGAAGCUUGAGCAUGCCAAUCGACACCUGAUGUUGAGGAUACAGGAGCUAGAGAUGCAGGCGCGGGCUCACGGUCUGGUCAUCACGUCUUCAGCACUCUGCUCCGCUGAACUUGCGGCCCGGUCCAUUAAGCAGGAGACGGCUCUGGAGGACUGUCGCCAGGACCUGUACACGCUCCACCCCCAUCACCAACACCACACGUCCUGCACUCCAGAACCGCUCGGCACCUUGGAACUAAACGAAGGCCACUCCAACUUCCCAGAGGGUCACUACAGCAUUCACGGGAAGCCAGGCUCCAAACUCAACGACAUCCUCAUGGAAGAUACCUUAUCACCGGUGAGAGGGGGGGACCCUUUGCUCUCGUCCGUCUCCCCAGACACCUCAAAGGACAGCAGUCGUAAGAGCAGUGUAAGCAUGGAUGAGAAUGAUCAGGCCUGUUAGCACCCCCUACUGGAAAACACCUCGUCUGCAUCCCCAACCUUCCUGCUGCAAGUGUUCCCGUCAGUAGCUAACACACUCCCAGCUGCUGGAGAGGCCUUUUUUUCUGUUUGUGUCAUUUGUUUUUUGUGUCGUUUUUUCUCUUCCCCUCCCGUGUUUACAUGUAUUGAAUAGUUUCCAUUCAUGUUUUUGCUAGUUUUUAUGCGAUUUCUUUGGUCUUUUUAAACCCUCAACCUUGAUUUCAAGGACUGAUUAUAAAGUAGGUUUGCUUUAAUCAAUACUUUGACAAUGAGUUGCAAACAUAGACUUUUUUAUUUAAAAGAAAUGCAUUUAUCUUUGAAUAGAGGUUAAAUUGUGUGUAUUUCUAUUGAUUCCAAAGAAUCUAGGGAAGUUAUGAAUCAUGGUCAGAAAUGUAGAUUUUUGGGUUGAGAUGAACACUGCUUUUUAAAUCACUAGCAAUAAUAGAAGAAAUAAAAUCUAUUUAUUACUAUAGUGCUUUACACUUGUGUCUUAGAUUGAACUUGAAUGUGCCAAUGCCUUAUUAAGAUGUGUAUACAUCAGUGUUGUAUUGCUAUGCACAUUUUUUGGCUGUUAGCUGAGUCGUUGUCAGGCUUCCAGUUGAAAUUUCUUCCUCGACAAAUAAUCAUUUGUAGAUUUGAUCUUAUUUAUGCAUCUGUAAACAGGACUUUAUGUACGCAUUUCCCUUUUAAAAAAAAAUAUUUUUAACAAGGCAUUUAAAUUUAAAUUUUUUAAAUAACUGACAUAAUAAAAAGCACAUCAAAUAUAGCAAACUAAAAUGUGUCCUUCAAGUUAAUUAAAAAGAAAAAAAAAAUCACCAUUGACAAUGGCUAAUUGUAGUCUUUUACUCAGUGUCAUAAUGAGCAAGAAGCAGCACAACAAUCCAGAAACAAAAAGAGAAAAGUCAAGUUUGACUGCACUGUUGCAUCCUGUAACCAUCCAGUUCUGACUGCUCAGCAUGUGUACCAUUAUAUACAUUCCUCACUGCCAAAACCAAUUGUAUUUUUCAUAAUGCAGUCUCAAAACUAGUAAAAUCGUAGCUCAAAUUAAAAAUGCCUGUUGUAGCCCCCACUCAAGCACAAUAAUCUGAUUUCACUUGAAAGAUCUGAUUGUUGCAUAAUUCUAGAAAUCUUUGAUAGAUGAUUAAUGCAAGAUGAACCACUUAUGUUUUAUUGUAUUCUUGUCUGCAGUGAUCAGACUAACAGAACUGGUAAUACUGCUACUAUUUUAGCACACACCGUGUAAUACCUUGGACAUGUGUUGAUGCAAGUGCUGAGUUUUUAUAAAUGUCCAUCCAUUUCCUAAAUUAUUAUUGUUGUUUUUACACCACUUAGGUGACAUUUCACAUUCAGGAUGUUUUUUUGUUUUUUUUCUCAUUAAGUGAACAUUUAUAUUGCCAAGGAGUAUAAGGAGACUGCUUUGGGAUUUUGUAUGAAAUGCAUGUCAUGUCAAAACACUGGAAUGACCUCUGUAAUUUGAAACGCGGUUUGUUUGCCUUUUUUUUUUUAUCUAAGCAUAAACUAACUAUUGUAUUUGGCUUUUCAAAUGCAUACAAAAUAUUGUAUGCGAUUGUAGAUUCUUCAUGGUGUACUGUUGUAUAUUAUUUCAGCAGUUUGUUUCAACAGUUGUAGCACAUUGCAUACGUAUGCCUUUGUUAAUAACUACCUGCCAUACUUUGAGAGCCCUGUUACAGCACAGCCUCCAUUUUGUUAAACUAUGCAAUGGUUGAAGUUGUGCCUGCACAGCAGCAUCGUCGCUAGAUAAUGUGAUCUCCUUAUGAAUUAGUCUGAAACAGUGUCAAAGUAUUUAUCGUUUUGAUUGAUUUAAGUGCCUUAAAGUCGUUUAUGUUACCCUGGUGAUGUAAGAGGAGUUGUAGACAGUGAUGCAAAAUGUUGUUGAUGCUUAUACUGGUGUUUGGUGCUUCAAGGAUUAACUGAAGAGUGUCAAAGUAAUUUAGAAAGCAGUAGGAAAGGGCCGUCUGUCAGUACAAGAUAACACUAUAACCCUCUCAGACUUAAGACAUGGUUUGUUAUGAUGGAACCCCCAAGUGUUCAGUACUUAAUAAAUAAGGCAUUAAUAAAUGAUCAUAAAAGUAAAUAGAGUUAAAUGUGUAAGUAAACCAAUGAAUUCUGAAAUAAUUUAAUAAAUUAUUAAAAGUCA